GUCGGAACUUAAUAGUGUAACAUCCAGCGGAAGUAAACAAGAAAAAGGCGGCAGUCGCGUUUCCCAAAUGACUGAGUUAACUUCAGGAGGUUAAUCUAUGAGUUAAACCUCGAGCCACAUUUACUGUAGCCUACAUUAGACAACAAUGUGUUCAGUUGAGUCUUUGAGAGAGUUUGUCAACGAGCGACUAACUGCUGCUGCUGAAGAAAUAUUGGGAGUUUUUCAAAGAAGCAUCGUCGAGUACGAGGAAGAGAUCGAUCGUCAGCGCAGACUGUUGGAUAUCGUUUUGAAGCCUGAAAUAAAGUUACACAGGACAGAGCUCCCACAGCAACAUGUGUGUAAGGAGGAGGAGGUUGUCCCUGAGCAGCAGCUCUGUAUUGAGGAGAGGAAGUCCAGUGUGGACCAAGAGGAGCCAGAGCCUCCAGAGAUUAAAGAGGAAGAGGAGGAAGUGUGCAGCAGUCAGGAGGGAGAGCAGCUUGUAGUGAAGCAGGAGACUGAUGGCUUUAUGUUGACUCCUGCUGAUGAGGAAAGUGAGCACAGUGAAGAUCAGACUCUGGACUUCAUUCAUGAUGACACUCAAAGUGCAGCAGAGAAAGAGUCUGUAUUUAAAAUGCCAGUUAUAAGCUCUGUGAUAUCAGAAGCAACCAGUGAGCACCAGCUGCUCUCUCACAACUCUCAUGUAGCUGAGAGCCAAGAUGAGGAAGAAUACCAGCAUGGAGACUCAGGAUCAACUAGAAACACAGAGCUUCAAGCAGAGAAAAGACAUCAUGAAAGUGAAAUGAACAGUAACAGUCCACACACCUCUGCUGUGAUAAACUUAAAUACAGAGACACGUAACAGUGAUACAAGGAGAUUACCUCCCCAAAUCUCCAAAAAAACAGCAGCAGUGAGUGUCCCUGGAGGCCUGGAUGGAGAUGCAUCCAAGAGCCUUUCGAUGCAGCAGAAAAUCCUUGGUGACAUUCAGACAGCAUGGAGCUGGGUAAACAGUCACCAAGAUUUAUUCUGUGGGGAGGUGAUGGAGCCUGGUAUUCUCCAGAUGGAACAUGCCAAUCAGCUGCAGACACUCUGAGACACCCUAGAAGGAGAAUCAGAUGAAUCCAAGAAUGACACUUUAUUCAUCUUUCAGUACCAGGAGGACAUGGAGACAUUCUAUUCAAAUUAUGUAGAUAUACAACACCUAGGUCAGGGGUAGGCAACCUGUGGCUCCAGAGCCACAUGUGGCUCUUUAGCCCCUGUCCAGUGGCUCCUUGAGCCUUUGAGAAAAGAAGUCUAAGGAAAUUCAUUCUAUGAAUCCAAAUGUUGCUGAACCUCGAUAGCAGUGGCUGGUUAGCUAUGGAUGCCAAAUCCAAAAAAGUAAAUUGAAUAAAAUAGAGAAUGUAGUAGUGCGUGGACAGAUUUGUUUGCUCUCACUGCCAGUUCUGCAAAAUUUAAGUACCAGAUAAUUAUUUAUAGUGCCCUGCACAGUGUCCACCUUGUGGUAAAACAUAUUAAUGAAUGCUUAUUUAGACCAUAAGUAUACGCUAAUUUAGACUUAAUAGGCUAUUUACCUUGAUUAUAAAGCUCAAACAUGUUUUGCGGCUCCACACAGAUUUUUUCAAAUUAUUUUUGGUCAAAAAUGGCUCUUUUAAUGGCAAAGGUUGCAGACCCCUGACCUAGGUUAAUGCCAUGUUCCUUAUUGAGUCUGAUAUCUAAUGAUCUGCUGUCUCCACCCAAUGUCUCUCAUUCUCUCUCUCAAGACCAUAUUGUAUUCCUAACUGGUAAUUUGAAAGAUAAGGCUAUGCUCAUUUGUGUUAAUAUUGUGCAUUUUUGCUCUCAGUAUUUUCUGCUACUGCCAUUCUUUGUUGCUCUUUAGUGUUGAUGAUAAACAUGCU
Molecule: messenger RNA, 1871 nt
Organism: Epinephelus moara (kelp grouper)
Lineage: Eukaryota; Metazoa; Chordata; Actinopteri; Perciformes; Serranidae
Product: zinc finger protein OZF-like
Exons: 4
Coding region: 146-1069 (307 amino acids)
Biological process (GO): regulation of transcription by RNA polymerase II
Molecular function (GO): RNA polymerase II cis-regulatory region sequence-specific DNA binding; DNA-binding transcription factor activity, RNA polymerase II-specific
Source: RefSeq, a predicted model, not a curated record